AAGAAACGACCGGUAUAUCCCCUGCACAGUUGCUGAUGGGAAGGCAACUGAGGACAACCCUUCCGGCGACGAGUGUGCAACUGCGGCCGGUUGUGGUGAAUUCCCAACAAGUCCAACAGCGGGAUGGCCUUCAAAAACAACGGCAAAAGAAGAACUUUGAUGCGCGUCACGGAUGUCGGGAGUUGCAGCCACUGCAACGAAACGAUCACGUUUUAGUAUGGGAUACGAGAACACGUAGGUGGCGGAUCCCAGCAGUAGUGAUGACAGUAAUUAAUCCCAGGUCGUACGUAGUCAAGUUGGCGGGUGGGGGCCAAAUCAGACGAAACCGACAACAACUGCAGUUGAGACCAAGUGACACCUGCAAAAGAGUCGAGGACAUCCAGGAGAUGGUGGAAGAAGAUGAACAAGAGGAGGAGCAGGUGGGAAAUGCUAACACAGAUAAGCAGGCACAAGAACAACAGGAACAGAUCAACAGAACUAGGUCGGGCGGGCAAGUCCGGGAACCUGGAUGGAAGAAGGACUAUGUUUGCUAUAACUAACUAGGACGUUUAUGGGAGGACGGGGGGAUGUAGUAGUAGUAAUACGGGGUAGACAUACGGGGACUAGACGGGAAGCUAAGAUCACUCUUAAA
This is a messenger RNA of Corticium candelabrum, 631 nucleotides long. RefSeq lists its product as uncharacterized. The transcript has a single exon. The record is from RefSeq and is a predicted model, not a curated record. NCBI's taxonomy places the organism in Eukaryota, Metazoa, Porifera, Homoscleromorpha, Homosclerophorida, Plakinidae. The coding region runs from base 36 to 539 and encodes 167 amino acids.